This is a messenger RNA of Phacochoerus africanus (Common warthog), 6456 nucleotides long. It is a transcript of the gene AKAP12, whose product is annotated as A-kinase anchoring protein 12. NCBI's taxonomy places the organism in Eukaryota, Metazoa, Chordata, Mammalia, Artiodactyla, Suidae. Gene Ontology annotation, molecular function: protein kinase A binding; calmodulin binding. Gene Ontology annotation, biological process: regulation of protein kinase C signaling; signal transduction. Gene Ontology annotation, cellular component: cytoplasm. The record is from RefSeq and is a predicted model, not a curated record.
UUGCCGCGAGCGCGUCUCCUUCAUUCGCAGUCUGGGCGGGUUCGGAGGAGGACGGCGGGAGAGGAAAGCGCUCUCGGGACCUCGCGGGGGCACGGCUUCUGGCUCUUCUCCGCGUCCCUGCGAUUUGGGGAAGGCGUAACCGAGCAGCCAGGCGCAGGAGGACCGCAGACCAGCCAUGGGCGCCGGCAGCUCCACCGAGCAGCGGAGCCCCGAGCAGCCGGAGGCGGGGAGCGCGACGCCGGCCGAGCCCGAGCCCAGCGGUAGCGGCUCUGCGGCGGAGGCGGCGCCCGGCACCCCGGGGGAUCCAGGCAUCGCCGCUGCGGACCCCGCCACCAAGCUCCUGCAGAAGAAUGGUCAGCUGUCCGUCAACGGCUUAGCUGAGCAAGGAGACCUCAGCCUCCAGGAGGAAGCGCUCAAUGGCCAGGAUGAGGAAGUCAUUGUCACAGAUGUUGGACAAAGAGAGUCUGAAGAUGUGAGUGAAAAAGAGUCAGACAAGGAGAUGGCUGCUAGCUCAGCGGUGCUUCAAGACAACGCCAAGGAUGGGCAGGAGGAAAUGCCUGAGGUGGUCGAGCAGCUCCCUGCAUCAGAGAGCAGUUUGGAUGAGCUGACACAGCCCGCGGAGCCCCAGGCCAACGACGUGGGCUUUAAGAAGGUGUUUAAGUUUGUCGGCUUCAAAUUCACCGUGAAGAAGGAUAAGACCGAGAAGUCUGACACGGUGCAGCUCCUCACCGUCAAGAAGGAUGAAGGAGAAGGGGCAGGAGAGUCCGACGGCGCUGGGGACCACCCGGAGCCCGGCCAGGAGAUGGGGGACGCGACCCCCAAGGAAAGUGAACUGAAACAGUCCACCGAGAAACCUGAAGAGACGCCCAGACGGGAGCAGAGUCGCACGGAGAUCUCCCAGUCUGGCCAAGCCGCCGAGGAAGGCAAAGAUGACGGAGAAGAAAAGCAAGAGAAGGAACCCACCAAAUCUCCGGACUCUCCCACCAGUCCAGUGGCCAGCGAAACCGCAUCGCCCUUCAAAAAAUUCUUCACCCAAGGCUGGGCCGGCUGGCGCAAAAAGACCAGUUUCAGGAAGCCGAGGGAGGACGAGCUGGAGGCUUCCGAGAAGAAAAAGGAACAAGAGCCUGAAAAAGCAGACGCAGAAGAAACGGAGACGACCCAAGAGUCCUCCGCUGCCACCCCCCCGGCGGAGGCCACCGAGAGCGCCCAGGAGGCCAGGCUGUCGGCGGAGUAUGAGAAAGUGGAGCUGCCCCCUGAAGAGCAAGUCCAGGCACCUCCCGCAGAGAAGCCCGCCCCUUUAGCAACAGAAAUAUUUGAUGACAAAGUAGAGAUCGUCGCGGAAGUCCACGUGAGCACGGUAGAGAGGGACGCCGAGGAGCCGAAAGCCGAGGAAGAAGAACCAGGAGAGGUCGCGUCACCUGAAAAACCCACGGACACCAGUGCUGACCUGCCGGAAGCAGACGAGCCCGCGGAGGAGCUGCUGGAGGCGGAGGAAGAUGCCGCAGCCGGAGCCCCCGCCGCCGGGGGGAAAGCGCCGCCCACACCCCCCGAGGGCGUUGUGACCGAGGCGGAGGUGCUGUCCUCGCAGGAGAGAAUUAAGGUGCAAGGAAGCCCUUUAAAAAAACUGUUCACAAGCACUGGCUUAAAAAAGCUUUCUGGAAAGAAACAGAAAGGGAAAAGAGGAGGAGGAGGAGAUGACGAGUCCGGGGAGCAGCAUCCAGCCUCUGCAGAGUCUCCCGACAGCCCCGACGAACCGAAGGGUGAGAGCUCGGCCUCAUCCCCGGAAGAACCGGAGGAGAUCACGUGUCUGGAGAAAGGCGUAGCCGAGGCCCCCCAGGACGCGGAGACGGAGGAAGGGACCACUUCCGAUGGAGAGAAAAAGAGGGAAGGUGUGACCCCCUGGGCAUCUUUCAAAAAGAUGGUGACGCCGAAGAAACGGGUGAGAAGGCUUUCUGAAAGUGAUAAGGAGGACGAAUUGGACAAGGUCAAGAGCGCCACCCUGUCUUCCACGGAGAGCGCAGCCUCCGAAAUGCAGGAAGAGGCGAAAGGAAACGGAGAGGAGCCGAAGCCCGAAGAGCCCAAGCGCAAGGUUGACACCUCCGUGUCCUGGGAAGCUUUAAUUUGUGUGGGGUCAUCCAAGAAAAGAGCAAGAAAAGCAUCCUCUUCCGAUGAGGAAGGGGGACCGAGACCCCCCGGAGGCGACAGCCAAAAACCUGAGGAAGCCGGGAGAGAGAAGGACACGGGCCCAGAGGCGCCCCCUGCUGGUUCCCAAGACCACGAUCAGGCGCCAGGAAGCUCCUCACCCGAGCAGGCGGGCAGCCCCUCCGAAGGGGAGGGCGUCUCCACCUGGGAGUCCUUUAAACGAUUAGUCACCGCAAGAAAAAAAUCGAAGUCAAAAAUGGAAGAGAAAGGCGAAGACUCUGUAGCUGGCUCUGGUGUAGAACAUUCAGCAUCAGAUGCUGAGCCGGGAAAAGAAGAGUCCUGGGUUUCAAUCAGGAAGUUUAUUCCUGGGAGAAGGAAGAAAAGGUCAGACGGGAAACAAGAACAAGCCGCGACCGAGGAUACAGGGCCAUCGGAGGUCAACGAGGACGAUUCUGACGUCCCAGCCGUGGUACCUCUGGCCGAGUACGAUGCCGUGGAAAGGGAGAAAACCGAGGCGCAGCAAGCCCAGAAGAGCGAGGAGGGGCCUGAGCAAAAGGUGGCUGUGGAUGUGUCAGAGGAGCUCAGUCGGAGCCUGGUUCACACGGUGACCGUGACUGUCGUGGAGGGAACAAGGGUCAUGAGCAGCGCAGAGGAAAGGGCGCCUUCUUGGAUCUCUGCUUCCGUGACCGAACCUCUUGAACCAGAAGACGACGAAGCCAAACCGUCCACUGGGGAGAUGCUUGAAAGUGAAGUCGGCACGGAGGAAACCCCACCCGUCACCAAAAUGCUGCCAGAGAGCGGGGAGGCUGGGGAUGACACAAUGGUCAGUGAAGUGGAACCAGCCUCCGAAGCGGUGACAGCUGCAGAAACGUCGGAGGCGCUUCGUGCGGAGGAAGCCACGGAAGCCUCUGGUGCGGAGGAGACCACAGACAUGGUCUCCGCUGUUUCCCAGCUGACCGAGUCGCCAGACACCACGGAGGAGGCGACCCCGGUUCAGGAGGUAGAGGGCGGCGAGCCCGACGUGGAAGACCAGGAGAGGCGGACCCAAGAGGUGCUGCGGGCGGUUGCAGAAAAAGUGAGAGAAGAAUCACAGCUGCCCGACACCAGAGAGCGGGACAGCACCAUCCAGACCACCCAGGAAGGACAAGCAAGAAUCCUGGAGAAGCUGGAAGAAGCAGAAGAGGAGUCUCACACACUCGAUCUGAAGGAAGUGACGGACAGAGCGUCAGAAGCACUCGUACAAGAAACUAAACCCGAGCCACAAGGGAAGGAGAUUGUCCAGGCCACCCCAGAAAGCUUGGAACCAGUUCCUCCAGGCACAGAGAGCGCAGAGUCCCGUGAGCUUACAACCACUUGUCAAGCUGAAACUGCAGCUGGGGUAAAAUCAGAGACUGUGCCAGCACAGGCCAUGGCUCCUGACUCAGCUGAAACCCUCACAGACAGUGAGACCAAUGGAAGCACCCCAGUAGCAGAGUUUGAAGCUCCAACUCUAAUCCAGCAGGACAAGAUCAUGGAAAUCCACGAAGAUGCUGCGGUUGCAUCUGGUCCCACAUCCCAGGUCACAGAAGGUGAGGCCGUUCCUGCCCUCAAAGAGAUGCCUCCAGCACCUUCCCAUUUUCAAUGCCAGGAAGAAAAGGGUGCAGAAGUGGAAGAGAUUCUGGAACAUACGGAGAAAGAAGUAACCAUGGAGUCUGUACCCAUCCUUUCAAAGACUGAGGGGGUUCAAGAGGCCAGCCAAUGUGCCGAUGAGGAGGCCAGAGAGGAGGCCAGAGAAGAACCACUGGUCGAAGGACUUGCCAUGUCUGCGGACACGGAAAUCACCAUCGGUCCAAAAAAGAUAACUGAAGUUUCCCUUGAGGAUGAAGUUACCCAAAAAGCUGAAUUUCAAAGGGAUGAUACUGUGGAACUCCACAGUCCUACCAAGUCUCUUCCAGCCCCAGUGGAGCAAGAGGUGGUAGUUCAAGUGGAAAGGGAGGAAAUGGAAGCAGAGCCCACCCAAGUGAAGGAAGAGAAACUUGAGCUCAAACCACCUGUUACCGUAUGUGAAGAGCUCAGUCAGCAGCUGGUUCAGGCCGUUCACGUAACCGACAUAGAUGGGGAAAAGGAAGUUGUCAGUUUUGAAGAAAGUGCUUUGCUCGUUCACAAGGAAGCCACAUGCACAGAAAUUCAUGUUCAAAGUGCUGAGGCAUCAUUAGCUCUAACAGCAGCAGCAGUGGAGGAGAAGGUCUUAGGAGAAGCUAUCAAGAUUUUAGAAGCAGCUGAAACGCUGGAAUCUACAGAUGCACAUUUCGUACCAGAAGAAAAAUCCUCAGAAAAAGAGGAAGAUGCUCCUGCUCAGCGGGGCGAAGAUGUGGUGCCUACAGGGACUGAGUCUCAGGCAGAAUCAGUGCCGGUGAUAGCAGCUGUUACUCCUGAAAAAGGCAUCAGCACCGACCUGGAAGGAGAUAAAACCACAUCACAGAAGCGGGAGUCAGAUGCAGGCGAAGAGCAGGUUGAUCUUUGGGAAGGCAGAGUGAGUGAAACAAGAGAGGAAGAUUUAAAGGCUGAAAAUGAGAUUUUGAAACUUGAGACUGAGAGCUGCAGACUCGUGCAGAACGUAAUUCAGACAGUUGUGGACCGGUUGGGAAGCACGGAAGACACGGCCACUGAUUUCCAGACCCAGGCUCCACUGACGAAAACUGACAGCCAGGAAGCAGGGCAGAAAAUUGAAAAAGAAGAAAGCCAAUUUGAAGCCUCCACACCAGAUGAAACACAAACAAUUGCAGCCAAAGAGGAGUCUGGGCUGAGCACUAGGGAACACAUGCAUCCAGCUAUUUCCAAAGAUGUGACCGAAGCAUCAGAGAAGGUGGUGGCCACUCAGGUAGAAAGUUCCAGCGUAAAUGACCAGCAGCUUGAAGAAGUAAAUCUCCCAUCGGAGGGAAAGAGAGAGACAGAGUCUGUGCCAGAAGACGAUGGUGGUGCCCGGCUUGGAGAAAGAACAGAGAAGUUUGAAUCCCAAGAAGGUGAAAAGGGUGAUGCUACUGAUGACCCCAGCAACCAAACUUCAGCCCUAGAAGAUGCUGAGGCCUCGGGAGGCUCAAGCAAAGAGUCCCCAGAUACGCAUGGACCCAGACUGCAAGAGAAGGGAGAUGGCCAGGAAGUAGAAUUUCAGGAAGAAAAAGUGCAGAGCGAGUCAGAAAAAGAGAUCAGAACACAAACACAGGAGGAGACACAGAACAAAGAGAAGGAGCCGGCAAAACCUGAACCCACAGAAUCCUAAAACAUCAUUUACCCUUGUGUAUUCGCAAGACCAGAAUGUGAAGACGCGCAGAAGAAAAUGAACGCUGCUGACGAGACUCAAGACCCAUCUUUCAGAACUUGGAGAACCGAAGCCCCUGCCCAGCAACUGCUCUCAUUGCUAAAGGCCCCCCGACAAUCCUGAGGCGUCAUCGGGAGCGAUAGCCAGUUAACGUUUCCUCUUUCCAACACCGCCCUCGAGUUUCCCCUCGGUACUUUAUAAUGUCUCUGAUUUAAUGUCCUCAAUUAGCCUGGAACUGGAGUUGGCAAUACCUAGUUCUGCUUCUCAAACUGGAGUAUCCUUCUUUAUGUAUUUAUAUGUAUGUUUUAAGUAACCCUCCUUGUGUAUCUAUUGUAUAUUUUUUUUCUCUUGAUGUUUAAGGAAAUGGACAGUAUAGUGCAUUCCUUUUGUAUCCCAUAGUACACGCCGGGGCACGCAGCCACGGUGAAGUUUCAGGAAGCUUUCUGUGUCAGUUACAACCUGUGAACACAGAGCUUCUUAGAAAUAACAUUCCUGAUCAGAAGCUACCCUUCCUAUUUUUAAAAUUCACGAAGGAUUAGGUCCGUGUUUAAUAUCGCUCUGAAAUUGGUCACUUUCCUACUAUGGACCGUACGCCAUAAAAUAAGUGUUUUGGGGUGGGGGGAGUGCAUACAGAAUGUUCCAUUGUUACUAGGAAAUUGUUUUUCUAGCCCCCAGUGGAAGGAAGUUUUUUUCAGUAGCAGAUUAAAUUGAAGUCUUCCUCCUAAUUGUUAUGGUUGUUUGGACAGAUGAGUGUGCUUCAUUUUGAGGCAAUGUAGUGAAAUGUUUUUCAUGUUAUCAAGAAAAGAAUUGACUGUUUUCAAGUCUAUCUUAUAUGCUGGACCACAUUCACACACAGCAUGAAAUGAGUCAGGUUCUCUACAAAUGGUAUUUUGGUGGAUGCUGGAUUGUGUCUGUGCCAUAUUUGUGCCCACGCUUUUAUGAACAAUGUAGCAUUAUGUUCAUUUGGAGAAAUUGUGAUUUGACAACUGAUUUAAAUAAAAUAUUUGCUUCACAUA